AUGGUGCAGCAGGAGCUUUCUCUCUCUUCUCUAUCAGGCUUCCCUUCCUUAGGGGAGGCGAAGGAUCCCCCUCUGCCUGCGGGUGCUUGGGGUGUACGUGCUGCAGCAGCAAAGGUUGCAGCAGCAGCAGCAGCUGCUGCUGCAGCUGAGUCUGCUCCUCCCCAAUCCUCUACAGCACAAACAGCUGCAGCAGAUGCAGCAACAGACGCAGCAGCAGGUGCAUCAGCAGAUGCAGCAGCAGGUGCAACAGCAGAUGCAACAACAGAUGCUGCAGCAGCAACAUUAGGCCCUAAGAUGUCUCCUUCUCUUGCUGCAUGCGCUACUACCGAGGGAGAAGGAGACGAUGAUGAUAAUCUACUGUCUCCUCAGGUAACAACUCCUCAUAGUCCUAAUAGUACCACGACCUCUGUAGAGGGGACGAAUACAACAGGACAUGAUGAGGGCAGCAGCAGGAGCAGCAGCAGCAACAGCAGCGUAAGGGAGGAUCCAGAGCCACAUGAACAGGUGCAGGAUCAGGAGCACGAUCAAGUGCAACAAGAGCAGCAGCAGAAGCAGCAGCAGCAGCAGCAGCAGCAGCAGCAGCAGCAGCAGCAGCUAUUUGAUACUACCGGUAACAGGGGAGGAGAAGAUGUAUCUAAUGAUUGUGUAGACGAAGUAUCUCCUUUUGGGGAUCGUGGGGAUCGUGAUGCUAGUGAGGAUAGUGGGGAUCGUGUGGAUGGGGAUCGUGUGGAUCGGGAUCGGGAUCGUGUGGAUCGGGAUCGGGAUCGUGUGGAUCGGGAUCGGGAUCGUGUGUAUCGGGAUCGGGAUCGUGUGGAUCGGGAUCGGGAUCGGGAUCGUGUGGAAGAUGAAGAUGUAGAUAGGGAUCGUGUAUUAUAUAUGCGUGAUUUUUUAUCAGUUUUAUCGCGUGUAGAGUUACUAGAUGUAUUAAGUAAAUUAGCAGCAAAAAAAGAAUAUGUAUAUAAUGCAUGCAAAGAAACUAGUGCUGCACAUAUAGCUAUGCAUGCAUAUCCAUUCUCUACACUACCAAGACACCAGCAGCAGCAACAGCAGCAACAGCAGCAACAGCAGCAACAGCAGCAACAGCAACACGAGGAACAACUGCAACAGUUGCAACAGCUGCAGCUGCAACAACAGGAAACACGAUUACUAGUACGUAAUCUGCAUGCAGAUAUAACUGAGGAUACACUCCGUGGUGUAUUCAUAGAUGAUGGACUUUUAUCUAUUUAUAUACCCAAGGAUAUACAAGGAAAUAAUAAAGGUUAUGCAUUUCUUUCUUUUUCUUCUCCUUUUUAUGCAUAUAAAGCUAUGCAACAUAAUAAAAGAAAUAUUAAUGGUAAAAUUAUUUAUCUACAUUAUGCAUCCUCAUCCUCUUCUUCCUCUAAUAAACAGCAGCAGCAGCAGCAGCACCAGCAGCAGCAGCAGCAGCAGCAGCAGCAGCAGCAGCAGCAGCAGCGACAGCACCCUACUCCUGCUGCUGCUGAUGGUGCUGAUGGAUAUGGUGCUGUUGAUGGUGCUGAUGGAGAUGAUGCAGCAAUGCAGGAGGGAGGGGGCCCUAGGGGCCCCUCGGUACCCUCUAAUCCAGAAGAAGAAGAAGACGAUAACAACAAUAGUAGGGGAGGAGACGGGGCCCCUACAGCCGGGGCCCCUAACUCUACACAUCCUCAUAAAUCGUACAACAGAAGAUCCACCAUGAAUGGGGGAGGGGGGGCCCCAUCAGAGGCCCCUACUCGUGGUGGCGGGUCUCAGCAUGCAGCAGCAUCGGGGGCCCCAUCAGGUGCAGCAGGUAUAGGAGGGGUACCCCAUAGGGGCUCCUCUUCUCGUUCCUCACAAGGAACAUCUAAUAGCUGGAAGGGAGGGGGGGGGCCCCUUUAUGGGUAUGAAGGUCGUCCCCGUAACAGGAGACAUGCUAAUGACCUCAGGGGCCCCCCUAUGGGGCCCCCACCCCUUGCGGCCGUCGGAGUUCCUAUGGCCGCGGGGCCCCUUCCAGGUGGGCCCCUUGCAGCAGGUCACUUGCCCGGUGGGCCCCUCCCAGGUGGGGGGCCCCUAGCAGGGGCCCACCUUCCAGGGGGGCCCCCACCACCGCAGCAACUAGGAGGAGAUGGUCUUGUGUAUGGGGAUGGUACUUAUGGGGAUUUAUAUAGAUAUGCAUUGUCUCCUUAUCCUUUUAUGCCUCUGCAUGCACAGGGUACCCAAGGGCCCCAUGAUAUAAAGGGGCCCCUUGUUGCUGCUUCUGCUGCUUAUGCACAUCUUUUAUCUUAUCCGCUUGCCCCUUUCUAUCCUAUUCCCCCUGAUGUGCAGCAGCAGCACUACGCCAGCCAUACACAAAUAAGAGACAGGGCACUCCUGCAGCAACAGCAGCAGCAGCAGCAGCAGCAACAGCAGCAACAGCUGCAGCAGCAGCAGCAACAGCAGCAACAGUUGCAGCAACAGCAGCAGCAACAACAACAGCUGCAGCACUAG
This is a messenger RNA of Eimeria maxima, 2460 nucleotides long. RefSeq lists its product as hypothetical. NCBI's taxonomy places the organism in Eukaryota, Apicomplexa, Conoidasida, Eucoccidiorida, Eimeriidae. The record is from RefSeq and is a predicted model, not a curated record. The coding region runs from base 1 to 2460 and encodes 819 amino acids. Gene Ontology annotation, molecular function: RNA binding. The transcript is spliced from 2 exons.